Molecule: messenger RNA, 2887 nt
Organism: Thlaspi arvense
Lineage: Eukaryota; Viridiplantae; Streptophyta; Magnoliopsida; Brassicales; Brassicaceae
Source: the annotation of a GenBank genome assembly
CCGGAUCUUUAUAUAAACCACACUAUCCUCCAACAAAGAAGAAAAAAACGUAAGAGACUAUCAUUAACAAAAAAAAUAAAACAACAACCAAAAACAAAAACCUUUUUGAAUUUUUUGUUGGAUAUGGGAUUUUUGCACAAGCUUUGGGAUGAAACGGUUGCAGGUCCCGCGCCCGAAAAUGGUUUUGGGAAAAUGAAUAAUCACAUUUCCGGCGAAAAUGUCACAAGAAAUGGUUACCGGAAGUUGAUGGUGGAUCCGGGUCGUGUCCCAGAUUCUUCUGUCGGAUCAAGCAAUCCUGGUUCUCCUUUAACUCCUGGAACACCAAGUGAAACGCAUGCCACAAGUCUCAAUGCUUGCGAUUGGAUUGUGCUAAACGCAUUAGACCGUUGAGACUUUUGAGAGAUUAAAAGUUUUAUGAAGCAAAGAAGAAGGAAGACAACUAGAAACAUUAUCGACGGACAAAAAGUUUAACGACCGAUAUUGAAACGGGCGGUUAGGAGAAGGGUAAUUACGGUACAUCACACCGGCAAAAUGGUUGUGCAGAGGCACGGGGAUAUUUCCGGUAAUUCUAGAGAAGUAGAUGGCCUUUUCCGUCAAUUAACACAUACUCAUCGGAUUAUGAAGAAAGGGAAAUUACGAGUGAAACCCAUCUUUACCCUAAACCGGGCCGGCAACUUUACCGGUGACGGAAUCUUACCCGGGUCUUCCAAUCACGUCCUUACACGUCGACUCCCCGUAUCGUCUCAGGUUCUUCCACGUGUCUCCCUACUCACCGACGCCGUCUCCUUCCCGUUUCCCCCGAACAGAUAUUAAGCCAAACCCUAACCCUAUCUCUUUUUACGACUUCUGAACCAGAUCCGGCGAAAUCACAUUCAUGGAGGACGAAGAGGAGAUCCGAUCGCACGCUUCGCCGACGGGUUCCGAAUCUCCCGAUCCGUCUUCUUCGCCGCCGGCCGGACGUAUCACGGUAACGGUGGCUUCGACAGGUCCGCCAUCUUAUUCCUUGACACCCCCGGCUUCUUCGUCGCAGAAGGAUCCCGACGCGUUGGCUCUGGCGCUGCUCCCGAUUCAGGCCAGCGGUGGUGUCGGAGGCAGUAGCAGCAACGGUAGACCAACCGGCGGCGGCGGGAGGGAGGAUUGCUGGAGCGAGAGGGCUACGGCUGUGCUGAUUGAUGCGUGGGGGGAGAGGUACUUGGAGCUUAGCAGAGGGAAUCUGAAACAGAAGCACUGGAAAGAGGUGGCGGAGAUCGUAAGCAGCAGGGAGGAUUACGGCAAAAUUCCGAAGACCGAUAUACAGUGCAAAAACAGGAUCGAUACGGUGAAGAAGAAGUAUAAGCAAGAGAAGUUAAGAAUCGCUAACGGCGGUGGCCGCAGCAGAUGGGUGUUCUUCGACAAACUUGAUCGUCUGAUUGGAUCAACGGCUAAGAUCCCGGCGCCACCUCCUGGUAUCGGCGGUGGUGGGAGUCCUGGAGGAGGAGGAGGAUUGCAUAAGAUUCCCAUGGGGAUUCCCAUGGGCAGUCGUUCGAAUAUGUACCAUCAGCAAGCUAAGGCUGCAACGCCGGCCUUCAAUAAUCUUGACCGUCUAAUCGGAGCUACGGCUCGGGUUUCGGCUGCUUCGUUUGGCGGCAGUGGUGGAGGAGGAGGCGGAGCAGGAUCCGUCAAUGUACCUAUGGGAAUUCCGAUGAGCAGUCGUUCACAUCCGUUUGGACAGCAAGGGAGGACGCUGCCACAACAGCCGCAAGGGAGGACGCUGCCUCAGCAACAGCAAGGGAUGAUGGUGAAAAGGUGCAGCGAGUCAAAACGCUGGCGUUUCAAGAAGAGGAAUGCCUCUGAUUCAGACUCGGAAUCCGAAGCAGCAAUGUCAGAUGAUUCCGGUGACAGUUUACCACCUCCGCCUCUGUCGAAGAGGCUGAAGACGGAGGAGAAGAAGAAGCAAGAAGGUGAUGGAGGAGGGAACAAGUGGAGAGAGCUAACCCGUGCAAUCAUGAGAUUCGGUGAGGCAUACGAGGAAACAGAGAAUGCAAAACUGCAACAGGUGGUUGAGAUGGAGAAAGAGAGGAUGAAGUUCUUGAAGGAGCUGGAGUUGCAGAGAAUGCAGUUCUUUGUCAAGACCCAAUUGGAGAUAUCGCAGCUUAAGCAUCAUGGGAGGAGAAUCGGAAACACUAGUAAUGAUCGUCACAACUGCAAGAACAAGAACAACAACAACAACAUCAAUGCAAUUGUCAACAACGAUGUCGGUAACUAGCGUUUAGUGAUUCAGGUGAUACUCUAUAUAUUUUAGAUUUGAGUUUGAAAUUGUUGAAAAAAGAGACUUAUUUUAGGCUUCAUGAGUGUAUUAAUAUUUUGCCAAAUCUUUGUCAACUUUGGUCACAUGGAACAUAUUUAACUUCACUGGAAAGUGCUGAGAUCAUCUUUGCAUAAUAACUUUCUUCAGACUGCUCUGACACAUCGAAUGUGAGGAAUCAUCUGUAGAUAUUGUCUUCUGCAGAUUUUAAAAAACUUCUCUGAAUCUCUUGAGUUAAGAGUGUGUGUUCUGUGAGCUGACAGUGGUUUUUCGAACAUGGCUUUCACAUUCUUCGUGAUACAGUCCGAUCACACUUCUUUUGCAUAUGUUUGGUUAAUAUGACAUUGAAGAUUUGCAUGUGUACCCCUAAAGGCAUAUCAAUCCCCUUUUUCGUAUAUAAUAAUGGUUUUAGCUAGAUUUUCUUGUAUCUGAAGCAUCAACAACCAACCACUUAUGAUUUGCUAUAAAAGUAGAAUGUUAGGCAAAACAACUUUUUGUUUGUGUGUUUAAUUCUUUAUCAUGUUUCCUUUUUGGCGUUUUUAGAUACUAGACGACUUGGCAAUCACUUAGAAGUUCAUCACAUGGAUAUUUCUCAGAAAUUAA